Molecule: messenger RNA, 948 nt
Organism: Fibroporia radiculosa
Lineage: Eukaryota; Fungi; Basidiomycota; Agaricomycetes; Polyporales; Fibroporiaceae
Exons: 5
Coding region: 1-948 (315 amino acids)
Biological process (GO): maturation of SSU-rRNA from tricistronic rRNA transcript (SSU-rRNA, 5.8S rRNA, LSU-rRNA)
Cellular component (GO): nucleolus
Source: RefSeq, a predicted model, not a curated record
AUGACAAGCAAGAAUCAACAGGACUUGCUCCAGGCUCUCGAGGCUCACGGACAACAAUUUCUUAGCUCGUUCUCAUCGCCGGUUGUGCUAGGGAAAAGAAAAAACACCGGAGAUACAAGCUCAAGAAAGACCAAGAAGGAAAAGAUGCAAGAAGUCUACAUGGAAGAGGAAUGGUCAGGGAUCCGUUAUUCUGAUGAAGACCAAAGCGAGGAUGAAGAUGAAGAUUUGGUUGAGAGUGGUUUCUCAGACGUUUUAAGUGAUGUGCCCGGCGAAGUGCACCGGAGCGUGAAGACAAAUCCAUCGAAUGUGGUUGUCUUUUCGGACGAGCACUCAAGGAGUGCACCCCCAGCGCCCAAAAUGACCAAGGCACAAAUGAAAGCCUUCAUGUCGUCAAAAGUCACAAGGCUUACGCAAGACGUUCAAGAUCAAUCAUCCGGGGACGAGCCUGAAAAUGAAGAUGAGGAAAAGACAAAUGCACAAAACGAUGCACUACUCCAUCGUCUCGUACACACUCGCAUACUGUCUGGCUCUCUCAAUCCGGAUUUGGAUCUCACGCCAGCACAGCGGAAGAAAGCCUUGGCCGGUCGCGUUCUCGAAGCCGCUGGAAAAGCGAAAUUGGGGAAGGGCGAAGGCAUAGUGCGCGCUGCCGAGCGGAAUAAAGCGGCAAAGCGGGUCCGCGAAGGUAUGGUUACGAAGCAGAUAGAACGGAGCCAGAAGGAGCUGGAAGAGGCAAAACAGCUGGGGAACUAUCAUCCUACCCUAAAGAAGUUGUAUGAUGCCUCUUCUCAGACGCAUUCCAAGAGAAAGAGGACGAAGGGGCUUGGAAUGGGCGUGGGGACAUUCAAAGGCGGUGUACUCAAGCUAAGCAAAGCGGAUAUCAGUUUAAUGCAAGAUAGCGGAAGUAGGAAACACCAAGGUUUCAAUAAAAGGGGUGGCAAGAGACGCUGA